Molecule: messenger RNA, 2289 nt
Organism: Phlebotomus papatasi
Lineage: Eukaryota; Metazoa; Arthropoda; Insecta; Diptera; Psychodidae
Product: neuronal synaptobrevin
Exons: 5
Coding region: 381-881 (166 amino acids)
Biological process (GO): vesicle-mediated transport; vesicle fusion
Cellular component (GO): SNARE complex; plasma membrane
Molecular function (GO): SNAP receptor activity; syntaxin binding
Source: RefSeq, a predicted model, not a curated record
UCUCUUGCUAUUUCUAUGUACAUUCGCAUGUCCCAUCCGCAAUAAAAUUGAUUCCGGGUUGAAAAAAGUAAAAAUUAUCAAAUUUUAUAAGGAAUUUUUACUAUUGCUGCAAUCCUGUUGCAGUUGGGAUGAAUUUGUGUGUUGGUGAAAAUUGUGAAUAAAAAAGAAAGUGUGAUUCACGUCCAUUGAGUUAUUGUGCAAGUCCUUGUACAUAAAGGAUAUAGUGUGGAAAUAAAAAAAAGAAAAAGGAAGUGUUUUGUGAUUUUUUCCUUGAAUCUGCGUUAAUACAGCGAAAACUUUAAAUAAAAUUAACAUAUUAUCACUAUAGGAUAUAUUUUACCUUCAUCAAUAAACUGUGGACUAGUGGAAUAUAGGGAAACAUGGCUGCUCCCGAUGGACUCGCUCCUGCAGCACCUGCCGGUGAACCCAACGAAGAUGGAAUUGUCGGUGGACCAAGAACUCCCCAACAGAUUGCGGCACAGAAACGACUUCAACAGACUCAGGCACAAGUAGAUGAGGUGGUGGACAUAAUGAAAACGAAUGUGGAGAAAGUUCUGGAGAGAGAUCAGAAGCUGUCUGAAUUGGAUGACCGAGCUGAUGCUCUCCAGCAAGGAGCUUCACAAUUUGAGCAACAAGCUGGCAAAUUGAAACGAAAAUUCUGGCUGCAGAAUCUAAAGAUGAUGAUAAUUAUGGGUGUGAUUGGACUUGUUAUACUCGCGAUAAUUGUAGCCAAAUUCAUGCCGGAACAACAACAGGCUCCUCCUCAAGUGAUGAUGGCUCCACCACAGAUGGCAAUGCCACAGGCUCCAGCACCAGCCGCAGCUGCACCAGCGGCUCUUGUCGAUGAUCACCUCAAUAACCACAUUCACGCUAUCAAUUAAGGAGAGCUACAAACGUGGUAAAUUUGAAUGGAUAGAUCACUAUCGUAUUAAAUUUCUUCUGUACUUAAUAAGAAUACUACAUAUUUAAAAAAAAAAGAAAGAAGAAAAAAUACACUUAAUACAUUACACAGAAAAAAAAUUUAAUGACAAAAGUAAAAAAAAAACAAUGAUUACUAAACUCAAUGAUGAAGAAAAGAAUUAAUCAAAUUAAUCCAUUUAAUUAGUGAUUGUCGACAAGACGUUAAUUUAACAUAUUUAUAAAAAAAAGAUAUCCUAUAAUUAAUGAAAAUUUAGAAAAUAACUAAAGUCUAAUUUUUCAUUAAUUAUUAAUAGUUUGAAAAAUUAUAGAGAAAAAAAUUAUGUGAAAUGUUCAAAUUAAAGUUCACAUUUUUUUAUUUAAGCACUUUUAGCAAAAAUUUGAGCUUGUUGGACAUUUCUCAAAAUGAUCUACCCUUUUUCUUUUAAACAUUCUAUUUAUCCAUUUAUUAGAUUUUAAUGCCUAGCAUAUUAAAAUAUAAGAGAAAAUAUUUAUGGUAUUUAUAAUUUUGUUAAAUAUAAAUGAUAAAUUCAUGAUAAAAAACAUUAGAAUUUUCAAAAAAAAGCAUUUUUUUUCUGUUUUCUUAUCCUCUGAACAACUGAUGAGAAUAAAAUGUAACUAAUUUAAAGAGGAAUGAUAAAAAUUGGGAAAGAAUUAAAAGAAUUCAAGUACAAUAAUUACUAAAUUAACUGCAUUAAAAAAAAAGAAUUAGUAAAUUAAAAAUUGAAAAAUAAAAACAGAGAUUGCAAAGAAUCUCAGUUUAACUAACAUAGGGACAUAACUUGUUUCCUCUUGAUCUCUUUUUAAAUAUAUCUGUUCCAAAAUGUGGAAAAAUGCAAAUAACUGAAAAAAAAUGAAUAAGAACUAUUUAAAGCCAACGACAUUCCACUGAAUAAAAACUUUGAAAAUAUGUAUAUUUCAGUUGUUAGACAAAUACAAUUUUUUUCAUAAAAUUAAAUUCAUGAGAAUUAAAGACAUGCUUGAACAAUUGUAUUUAUCAAGAUUCGUUUUUGUGUUUUAAAAAAAAUUGCAAAGAAAAACUUAUCAGAACAUUAUAGAAAAAAAUGAGAUAUUACCAAUAUUACUAUAGAAAAAAAUGUGUAUUAAAUAAAAUGAGGAAUAAACAAUAAAUGAGAAAAAAAUAAAUAAAAAAAACUAAAGGACGUGCUAUAGCGGGGAAGAUCUUACAAAUCGCGGAUUGAAAAAGGAUUUUGUGUAGAGGGAAAAGAAAAAAAUUAUAGUCAUUGAAUUUCUCCGAAAAAAAUAAUAAAUAAAUAAACGUAAAAAUACAGAAUUAUGAAAAAAAUAUAAUUAUAUAAAAGUGUAUAUGUGUGGGGCUAUAAUAGUAUUGUGUAAAAAUUGAUUUAAAAA